UUGGACACGUCGGUAAAUCGGCCAAGAUGGCGUUUACUUUCUAUGGUUUACUUGAGGCUUGCCUUCUCGUAGUAAAUGCCAUUGCGAUUCUACACGAGGAACGGUUUCUAGCAAAAAUUGGCUGGGGUACUGAUCAAUUAGCUGGCUUUGGUGAAGAGAAAGGAACUAAACAUCAAGUUAUUAACCUUAUCCACUCAGUCAGGACUGUAACGAGAAUUCCUUUGAUUUUCCUGAAUUCAGUGGCUAUUGUUGUACUAAUUCUAAUGGGUUGACACAAGAAAGACAAGAUAGAUCAUCUACAUAAUUAACUUAAUACAGCUACAGAUAUUGGCAGCAAAGACGAUGUGGACUACUGUUAACUCAAGAAUAUUUGUGGCACCCUUACAUAACAUCCUCCAACCUCCAAAAGACAAUUUGAAAUAGAUUACUAAUUUAUCUAGAAAUUGCAGAGAAAUUUUCAUUUUGACAUGGUUUCACUGGAUUAAUCCUUGACAAAUUUGGAGUUGCCUGAAGUUAGUUUUUCCAACAGUUUCUUUAACGCUACAUGUAAUUUAUUAGAGUUACUGUGCGACUACACCAAGGCCACCCAAUAGACAAAUUUUCUUACAAAUUAGCCAAUCAUGAUUGAGAACAAUAGAAUCUGUACAAAUUAUUUUACUUUAUAAUGUGUGUAUGAUCAAGAGUGAACAACAAAAUUUAAAAUCCAAAAUUCACUAAAAAUCAUCUGUUUAGUUAUAUGCAGCAUUAAAAAUGAAAUGUGAUUUGUUUUGGUGGCCUUGGUUGACGAAGUCACACUGUAAUACCUUCCUUCACAGUUCCCUAUCCCAUCUUGAAAGGUAACUUACUUUACCUGUGCAUCAAAGCAACAAAUGGGGAUGACCUUAAAAUGAUUAAAACAUGUGUCUUAAUAAUUUGUUGACCUUGCAAUGAUAGACAUAAAUAAGAAUUAUUGUCCAAGGUGCUAAAAAGGUCUCCAUCAUUCCAAGGUCACCACUGUUGUCACUUCAAUGCACAUUUACCUUUCAAGGUGCAGGGUUUUACUGUAAAGGGAAAUAUUUUAUAGUACUUUUUCAUUUAUGUAGUGUUUGCACACAGCGCCUCAAAUAAGAGAAAAUGUAUAGGAUAUUUUCAGUAUAUCUCAGUCGUUUUUUUGCUCUAUUGUUCUAAAAUUUUACAUGCAGUUUCUGAUGUCACCAUAAUCCCAAAUGUCUUUAAAGACAAAUUUUUUUGAUGUUAUCACUUCGGUACUCUAUUGAGAAGAUACAGUAAUAUGAUCAUCAGUACUGAAAAACAAGCAUCCAUUUCCAAAGGGGAUGACAUAAUCUGCAAAUAUGGGAAACAAUAUGCAAUAUGUCAAUGCACAUUGAGAGGGGUUUAAAAUUGUUCCAGAAGUGAUCACUCCUUUUUUGCUUUUUUCUCCCAUUUCUGAAGCUGCAUUUCUGUCUCUAGAUUCAGGAUAUUAUUGAUUUUCUAUAAACAAGUUAAAAUUGAUUUUUUUUUGUAAACAUUAGUUUCAUGUGAGAACAGGCAGGUUCUUUAUAAACACAAAGAAAUUAUAACAGUAUUUAUUAAAAAGUUGAAUAAGAAAACAGAAUCUAGGUAAGAYGUGAAAAUAUGUUCGAGUGCAUGCCAUAGUAUAUUUGUGAAUUACUUUAAUAAUUAUCUAGUAUUUAGUAUUAAGUUAUUAACUAAUAUUUGUUGUUGAAUUUAUGUGGAGGUCUUUGCUUUUCCCCCAAAUUUUCUGCUCCAGUAAUAUCCACAUUUUCAUACAAAAUGACUAAAAUUAGUCAGAACAUCUUUUAUUGGUUUUGUUUCAUGGAAAUAGUUAUGUCAUGCACUCUGUACUAAAAAAUGCUAAUAAAAUAUUUAGAUGUUUUUAA
Molecule: messenger RNA, 1880 nt
Organism: Actinia tenebrosa (Australian red waratah sea anemone)
Lineage: Eukaryota; Metazoa; Cnidaria; Anthozoa; Actiniaria; Actiniidae
Product: immediate early response 3-interacting protein 1
Biological process (GO): endoplasmic reticulum to Golgi vesicle-mediated transport
Cellular component (GO): COPII-coated ER to Golgi transport vesicle; endoplasmic reticulum membrane; Golgi membrane
Source: RefSeq, a predicted model, not a curated record